Molecule: messenger RNA, 1509 nt
Organism: Lodderomyces pseudojiufengensis
Lineage: Eukaryota; Fungi; Ascomycota; Pichiomycetes; Serinales; Debaryomycetaceae
Gene: UTP15
Product: snoRNA-binding rRNA-processing protein
Exons: 1
Coding region: 1-1509 (502 amino acids)
Biological process (GO): positive regulation of transcription by RNA polymerase I; rRNA processing
Cellular component (GO): nucleolus
Molecular function (GO): protein binding
Source: RefSeq, a predicted model, not a curated record
AUGUCAUCAGCAAGAGCAGGAAUCCCACAAGUACGAAAUCCAACGCUAGCGUCCCAAACAACACCUGAACAAAGAUAUUGGAGAAGUUAUAUAAAUCCACAAUUAAUAAAAGAAAAUCAUCCAAUAAAUCAUAUUGAAUUUAACCCUGUAUCACCACAAGAUUUUGCAAUAACAUCAUCAACAAGAAUUCAAAUUUUUUCAUCAAAAACAAGACAAAUUAUAAAAACUUUUUCAAGAUUUAAAGAUAUAGUAUAUUCAUCAAAUUUUAGAUUUGAUGGUAAACUUUUGGUUGCAUCUGAUGCUACUGGUUUAGUUUCAAUAUAUGAUAGUUAUCAACCAAGAAAUUUAUUAGUUUCAAUAAAUCCUUCAAGUCAUCCAACUCAUGUUUCAAAAUUUCAUCCAACUAUUGGUUCACAAUUAUUAACUGGAUCAGAUGAUAGAAUAUUAAGAUUAUGGGAUAUAUCACAAACUUCAAAGGGUCCCAUUUUACAAUUUGAUGAAUCACAACAUAAAGAUUAUAUAAGAAGUAUAAAUUUUAUACCUGGAGAUCCAAAUUUAGUGCUUACUGGUUGUUAUGAUGGAAUAGUAAGAUUAUUUGAUAUAAGAGAUCCUCAAGGUGUAGUAACAUCAUUUAAUCAAGAAAAUCCAGUUGAAGAUGUUUUAGCUAUAAAUCAAUCUACAGUAGUAAGUUCUGGUGGUUCAAAUGUUAAAAUAUGGGAUUUAACAAGAAAUUCACAAAUUCAUCAAUUAAAUAAUUUUACAAAAACAACAACUUGUUUAUUCGAUACAAAGGAAAAGGGUUUAAUGAUUGGAUCAUUAGAUGGUCAUGUUAAAAUAUUUGAUUAUAAUACAACUAAUUGGGAAGUUAAAUUUGGUUGGAAAUUUAGUUCAGGUGGAGUAUUAUCAUGUGCUGUAUCUCCUGAUACUUAUAAACAUUUUGUAACUGGAUUAACUUCAGGAUUAAUAUCAAUAAGAACAAAACAAACUGAACCAAAAAUAAAACAAGGUAUAAAACAAGAAACUUCAAAUUCAUAUCAAAGAAUGAUGAAUGGAAGAGAUUAUAAAGGAGAAGAAGAAUAUGAAAUUAUAAAUAAUACAAGUGGACCAAAUACAAAAAAAUUAAAACAAUUUGAAAAAUAUUUAAAUUCAUUUAAAUGGUCAGAAGCAUUAGAUUCAGCAUUUGCUUCUGGUUUACCAAAAGAACAAACAAUAACAAUAUUAAAUGAAUUAAAGAAAAGAGGUAAAAUAAGAAUUUCAUUAUAUGAAAAAGAUGAAAUUUCAUUACUACCAAUAUUACAAUGGUUUAUAAAAAAUAUAGAAGAUAUAAGAUCUUUUAAUUUAAUUGUUGAUUAUUUAGCUAUAAUAAUUGAAAUGUAUGGAAAUUUAAUUAAUAAAAGUAUUAUAUUAGAAGAAUGUUUUAAUGAUUUAUUACAAAAGAUAAAUGAAGAAAUUAAAAAAUGUAAAGAAGCUAAUGAAAUAAAUGGAAUGCUAGAUUUAUUAACUGUAUAG